Messenger RNA from Erpetoichthys calabaricus (reedfish), 1947 nucleotides. RefSeq names its product receptor activity modifying protein 1 (gene ramp1). The transcript has 3 exons. The coding region runs from base 709 to 1161 and encodes 150 amino acids. Gene Ontology annotation, cellular component: signaling receptor complex; cell surface; membrane. The record is from RefSeq and is a predicted model, not a curated record. NCBI's taxonomy places the organism in Eukaryota, Metazoa, Chordata, Cladistia, Polypteriformes, Polypteridae. Gene Ontology annotation, biological process: intracellular protein transport; receptor internalization; cellular response to hormone stimulus. Gene Ontology annotation, molecular function: coreceptor activity.
UUGGCGACUCUAAAUUGGUACUCCUUCGUUGAACGGAGGUCGUCAUUUACCGAAGUCGGCGGAGUUUCCAGCUCCCCGCAGAUUAUUUUUUUUUUUCCUGGUUGACUGAAUGAAACCCGAGCGGUAAAUUCGUCCUCGGCAUUUGCACAGCGGUGACCGCGAACGGACUGCGCUUGUCGCCUUUUCUGCGGCGGAUGUCAAAAUAACCGGAUAAACUUUUUGGUUUAUUUUUUUCGUCGCUUGAUACUUUCGCUCUGUGCCUCCCUCGCUCACGCAAAGCGCGCCACCGCAUCGCCUCACAUCGCAUGGGCCCCGCAGCGCCCCCAAGCCUGCCCGCGCACAGCUGCCGCUCGCCGCCUCUUCUUCUUCUUCUCCUCCUCCUCCUCAGCGCGGCUUCCCUGCGACGCACCACAAAUCUGUCAGGGCAGCUUGGCGCGGCAGGGGUGCGAGGUGCACGAGCAGAGCAGCGCUGACAUUCUCGGGAACUCCGCAAGUUUUUCGGCAAGGGUUGUCUCCUUCUGUUUCGUCACCCGGGACACCUUUUUUUUUUUUGCCUCUAAAACUUCCUCUACGUUAAAGGAGGGGAUUUCUGUUUGUCGGCACUUUGGAUUUCGAGGAACGAUGGAUUUUAAAACAUUUCCCCCGUAUGGAUUUUUAUUUCUGAUGUGACAUUUUGCAGAAGACCAUAACAAAAAAAAAAGUGGUAACAUGGCAUUGGAUCAGCCGCCGCUGUCGUCGAAGCAGGUGCUCGUUUGGUUUGUGAUAGCUCAUCAUUUCUUUUCUGUUACUGCCUGUGAUGAAGCCUUCUACGUGCACGCCAUUGAAAAUUUAUGUUUGGCCAAGUUCCAAGGUGACAUGGAGGCUCUGGGCCAACGGUACUGGUGCGACUGGGACGAAACAGUUGAAUCGUAUAAAGAGCUCACCAACUGCACGUAUUUGGUAGCUGAGGAACUGAAAUGCUACUGGCCCAACCAGUUUGUGGAUGAAUUUUUCAUUGGUGUCCACAAAUUCUACUUCAGGAACUGUUCACUGUCUGGCCGCUUGCCUAAAGACCCUCCGAACAACAUCUUGGGCCCAAUGAUUGUGGUGCCGAUCAUCGUCACGCUACUUAUGACUGUGCUGGUAGUGUGGAGAAGCAAACGCAGCGAGGGGAUUGUGUAAAAUUUACCAAACAAGAAAACGAUAAAGCAGAUAGACUGUGUUACCACGGACGUUCUUGCCACGAAGGAGGUAGAGGAGAGCAGGAGUGACGAACACUUGGAGAGCGGCCACCAACAUGAAUCACUUAAUGGUUUGAAGAUAUUAUUGUAACUGAGAAUAUAAACGCUUUUGAUGGAGCAAAAAUGUGGAAAAACAGUAAGUCUAACUAGGGUUAAGCUUAGGAGGAGAAUGCGGGAGGAUCCAGAAUGAAAUUAUAACCAGUGGUGGUCUUGUGUGGACAGAGGACAAUACACCUGUUCUUCUUUUUUUAAUUGAAAAGACUUCUGUACUACAGCCACAGCUUUUAACUGUCGCACACUUUUGUUUCAGUACAUAGACGUUCAUUCACUUGGAAUUUUGUAAUUGUGCCAAAGGUUCCAUUCUAUAAUAAUAAUAAUAGUAAUAAUAAUAAUGGGUUAAUAUAAUUGUAGUGUCAACAUUUCAUAAUCGAUGUCUGCUAUUUUAGUCUAACCGAUAAAAAGAAAUGUGUCAUUGCAUCCAACCUCCACCAGAAAUUGCACAUACUUCAUAUUUAAUUUUCCAGAAAUUACAGAUUUUUAUAUUUCUUAAAAACACUAAAACUAAACUAAAAGUGCUCAAGUGAAUAUCUUUUUUCCUUUUCUUUAUUAUUAUUACUACUAUUAUUUUAAUUUCAUGAACAGAAACUGUACAGUUUAUGGGCUUUUUUCCUGGAAAAGAGCAACAUCCAUCUUAGGAAAUACAAUAAAGCUAUGGUGUGAUAGGGAA